GCACGCGCCGGAAGCGCAGCUCACAAGAGUUCAAAAGCUGGCAACGAGGAUGGCCGGGUUUGCUGAGCUCGGGCUAUCCUCUUGGCUCGUGGAACAAUGUCGGCAGCUGGGUUUGAAGCAACCCACGCCCGUGCAGCUUGGCUGCAUCCCAGCUAUCCUGGAAGGUCGGGACUGCCUGGGCUGUGCCAAGACGGGCAGUGGCAAGACAGCAGCAUUUGUCCUGCCCAUCUUGCAGAAGCUCUCUGAGGAUCCCUAUGGCAUCUUUUGCCUUGUCCUUACACCCACCAGGGAGCUGGCCUACCAGAUUGCAGAGCAGUUCCGGGUCCUGGGGAAGCCUCUGGGCCUGAAAGACUGCAUCAUUGUUGGCGGCAUGGACAUGGUGGCCCAGGCCCUGGAGCUCUCCCGGAAACCACAUGUGGUCAUCGCCACUCCGGGGCGCCUGGCUGACCACAUCCGCAGCUCCAACACCUUCAGCAUUAAGAAGAUCCGCUUUCUGGUGAUGGACGAGGCAGACCGGCUGUUGGAGCAGGGCUGCACUGACUUCACUGUGGACUUGGAGGCCAUCCUGGCAGCUGUGCCGGCCCGCAGGCAGACACUACUCUUCAGUGCCACCCUGACUGACACACUCAGGGAGCUGCAGGGCCUGGCCACCAACCAGCCCUUUUUCUGGGAGGCUCAGGCCCCGGUACGCACAGUAGAACAGCUAGACCAGCGCUACCUACUGGUGCCUGAGAAGGUCAAGGACGCCUACUUGGUUCACCUGAUCCAGAACUUCCAAGAUGAGCAUGAGGACUGGUCCAUCAUCAUCUUCACCAACACAUGCAAGACCUGCCAGGUACUGUGCAUGAUGCUACGCAAGUUCAACUUCCCCACUGUGGCUCUGCAUUCUAUGAUGAAACAGGUGAGGAGACCCCCACCUGCCAGCCUUGCCAGAGACUCCUCCUCGCCUCAUUGCCUUUGCCUAGGCUCUUCCCUAUGCCUGGAACACUCUUCCUGCCACCCAUUUGCCAAGUCUGGCUUUUUCACAGUUAUUCUUCCUCACUGGACUGUGAGCCCUGUGAGGGAAGGACCAUUCUGGCUUCCGUCCUGUCCUAGGCCUCAUACAAAAGAACGCUUUGCUGCCCUGGCCAAGUUUAAGUCCAGCAUCUACAGGAUCCUGAUCGCAACAGACGUGGCCUCCCGGGGCCUGGACAUUCCCACAGUGCAGGUGGUGAUUAACCACAAUACCCCUGGGCUCCCAAAGAUCUACAUCCACCGAGUUGGCCGGACAGCCCGUGCAGGGCGGCAGGGACAGGCCAUUACACUGGUGACACAGUAUGACAUCCACCUGGUACAUGCCAUCGAGGAGCAGAUCAAGAAAAAGCUGGAGGAGUUCUUGGUGGAGGAGGCUGAGGUGCUGCAGAUUCUCACGCAGGUCAAUGUGGUGCGGAGGGAAUGUGAGAUUAAACUUGAGGCAGCCAACUUUGAUGAAAAGAAGGAAAUUAACAAGCGGAAGCAGCUGAUCCUGGAGGGGAAGGAUCCUGACCUGGAGGCCAAGCGCAAGGCUGAGCUAGCCAAGAUCAAGCAGAAGAACCGGCGCUUCAAGGAGCAGGUGGAGCAGGCAUUGCAGUGGCAGAAGGCUGGUGGGAGGGGCCACAGGGGCCGUCUACCCAGGGCCCAGUCUGAGGCCCACUCAGGUCCUACCUGCCCCGUCUGAGACUCCUUCAUCAAACUGAGGUUGGAAUGUCAGGGGGAACUUCCCCUGUUGAUAGUUCCCCCCUCCCAACCUGCCCAGCCCCUCUCACUGGAGCCCAUGAAUACCCACGUUGUGUAGUACAUGGCUCCUCCACCCUGUGACCCUGGCUGGCCCCUUCUCAAAGCCUUUGCCAAAAGGCUGCAAAGGAAAGAACACUGGCCAUGUGGUUGGGCCCAUCUCCAUAAACAGUGACUCCAGCCCAGGGUAACCUUAUGGGGGUACUGUGGGACCCAAAAGUGAAGGUGUGUCAUUUGCGGGAGAUAAUAAAUGGGUCUUUCAACUUA
Messenger RNA from Miniopterus natalensis, 2019 nucleotides. It is a transcript of the gene DDX49, whose product is annotated as DEAD-box helicase 49. NCBI's taxonomy places the organism in Eukaryota, Metazoa, Chordata, Mammalia, Chiroptera, Miniopteridae. The record is from RefSeq and is a predicted model, not a curated record. Gene Ontology annotation, cellular component: cytosol. Gene Ontology annotation, molecular function: ATP binding; nucleic acid binding; RNA helicase activity.